This is a messenger RNA of Astrephomene gubernaculifera, 6024 nucleotides long. NCBI's taxonomy places the organism in Eukaryota, Viridiplantae, Chlorophyta, Chlorophyceae, Chlamydomonadales, Astrephomenaceae. The record is from the annotation of a GenBank genome assembly.
GGUCAUACCACGUGCUUGGGGUCUAGGUGACCGGAUUACCCUACCCAUGCUUUAAGAUUGCCUUUUACAAGCCUGGGGCUCAACUUGCGGCGAGCGCGCCCACGAUCGCUCCGUACUACUUUACUAGACUUGCGCUCUUAGGCCCACCAUACGUCCUUCUGGCACAAGGUACCGCUAGGUUGCCUGGGGAAAUUUAAGCCCGCUCCAACCCGCGCAUAAACUACGAAUGGAGCGUUCCAACCUGUAGUAGUUGCACCUUGCUACUCAAGUGCAAGGCAGCUGGGCCUCUGUGAUUAGCUCUUGGGUGGACUUGCGGCUUUUGGCAGGACUGAUGUCUACGCAAGAGGAGGUCCAGCAGCAGGACGACGCUCCUGAGGUGCCUCUGCGCACGCUCAAUGAGUUUUCGAUCCACAACGUUAGCGCUGGGAACGCGCCGGUUAGCCUCGAUGCCCUUCAUACGCUGCCGCCGGGUAGCGUUGUUGCUGUCGGCUAUGCACCACCUGUUGAUGGGCAGCCUAAUACGGGCAACCAGAAAUUUAUCGCGCUCCAAACCCAGCCCCUGCUUGACUGGGUCAUCCAGUAUGGCGCAACCCCCGGCGUGUGGAUCUGCACGGAGAAAGCAUGGUUCCGGCUGCAGAACCCCUCGGCAGCCUACGCGCCCGUGUACGCAGCCACGCAGCGGAAGCUAGACUUCUGUCUGCGCGCCGCCAGCUGCAUAGCGGCCGUUCCUAACGUGAACCUCCAAGGCGCAGUCGCGGCGCUGUUGCAGCCAGGCCAUCAGCCGGGCGCCAGCCAGAACACAUACAGCGCUGAAGACCUGAAGCAGGAAACGCCCUUCUUGGUUGGACAGCUUGUCGCCUGGAUCAAGCGUUGCCGCAUCGCUCCACCGCCGCUGCUCGGCGAGCUGCAGCAGAUUGCUGCGGGGGUGCUGGCGCAGCGCAGGCCCGAGCAGCCGGCCGUCGCAGCCCCGCCGCCGGGAGCAGGGGCUACAGGGGCGGGUGGGCGCGGCCGCCGCGGAGGUGCCGUCGCGUCUGCAGGUCCCAAGCGGAAGCGAACGAGUGGGACAGGGGAAGAGGAGCCUGAAGAGGAAGACGUCAAGGUUCCCAAGGGCCGUGGCGGACGCGGCGGUGGUGCCGCUGGUCGCCGCCCCGGUGGGGCCGCCGCGUACGGUGGCGGCGCCUCCGCCCAUCGCAGCCGCUCGCUGACGCCGGGUGGACCCGCCCCGGCGGCCGCGGGCGCCGCCUCCGAGUUCGACGGCUACGUGGGCGAUGAGGAGCCCGACCUGGAUGAGUUCGACGAGUUCGAUGAUGGAGAGGACGAGUGGGGGGAGGACGAGGAGGGCGACGAGGAUGACUACAGCGAGGACGGAGAUGAGCGGCGCAUGCCGCGCUGGCAGCGGCGCCGUAACGAGUACUUUGCUCGGCUGGCUGCGGCCGAUGUGGCGCGCGGCGAGCCGCCCGCGCUCACCACGGACUUCCGCGUGGAUCCCGACAUGGUGCCCGAGGUGCUGGCGGUGUGGGAGAUGUGCAUGACCUUUGCCUUCAUGCUCCAACUGCCGCCGGUGCCCAUUCGGGCGCUGGAGGCCGCUCUCAUGCCCGGUCCGCUGCCGCUGCGCGAUGCGGACGGCAACCCGCGUACGGCAGACGACGGCGUCACCGUCUUGUACGACGCCCGCACCCUCGUGGACCAUGACUACAUCGCCUCGGCUGCGCUGUUGCGCGACCUGCAUGCGGGACUGUUGCGCAUGGUGGAUGGACACGCGCCGCGCAAACAGGAGCUGCCGCAGGAGUCCAAGCUGAUGGCGGACGAGGCCAAGACGGAGAACUGGGUGGACCGCACCGCCUCCGCCAUCAACGCAGCUUCCCUGGAGCUGGUGGGCGCUGAGGCCAAGGCAGCCGCCGAGACGCUCAAGACACGCGAGUACGUGCUGCUUCCUGCCCGCUCCAAGCUCGCCAUCCUACGCGCCCUCAUCGAGCUGGCGCUGGCCUCGGACGUGCUUCGCGAACACAUCAACGCGCGCGUGGACGUGCUGACGGUGCCGCUGCGUGCGCUGGCGGCGGCGGGGGUGUCGCUGACGGGCGGCGACGACGGCGCGGCGCGGCGGGCGGUGGAGGCGCUGGUGCGGCCGGUGACGCCGGCAGGGCCCAUGGAGGCGGAAGAUCCGGAUUUCUGGAUCCGCUGGAUGGACAGCUGCAAGUUGGGUUUGCGCAAGCCUGUCGGCACGGACUUCCGCGGUCGCCGGUACUGGGCCUUUGGUGCCAACGCCGGCUCCUGGAGGGUGUACGUGGAGUUGCCGGGUAGCAAGAAGUGGGGAUGGUACGAGGGCGAGCAGCUGAAGCAGCUGCUGGACUGGCUGCGGCGUGGCGGCAUCGCGCGGGAGGGGCCGCUGCUCCGCCUGCUGGAGAGCAUCCAGCUGCCCAAGAAGCUAAACAACGGCCCGGUGCACGAGCCCGGUGAGGUGGAUGAAGAGGAGCUGGCGCGGGCGACUGUCCCAUGGGACGCUGCGGACUACGAAUCUCGCCGCGCCAACGGCUACCGCAACCUGAUGUCGCCGCUGCUGCGCGGCAACCUGAACAUGCUGCCGCACCAGCCCGGCGUCCCUCGCGUGCCCCUGUACGUGGAAGACCGUGUGUGCAACGCGCUGGAGGCGCUGCUGGGAGAGGUGGACUUCUGGGGCCAGCAGCCCGCAUGGGCCGCGCGGCUGGGAGAGCUGCUGGACCUGCUGAGGUACAACUACAAGGCUGCUCGCGACGCAGCCGAGCAGGAGGAGGAGGGCGGUUCAGAGGGCACCGUCACGCGCUUCAGCGGCGCCGAGGUGGUGUUGGCGCUGGAGGAGAUGCUGUGCAAGAUGGGCGCCAUGCGGGAGGUGUGGGUGGCGCAGCUGCGUGACCCGUGGGUCGCGAGCCUACGCGACCCCACCCACACGGUUCGCGAGGUGGCGCUGCACGUGCUGGCGAUGCAGCAGUUUGUCAACACAUCGGAGUCGCAGUAUGUGCUGACGCGUGCCGCGUUCCAACGGAGGGUUAAUGAGGCCAGGUGCCCGCUGUUCUUCCCGGGUCCGAACGAGUCUGUCGUGGUGCUGCGGUCCGGCAUCUUCUACCACCUGGAGAAGUUCUACAACAUGGCCCGGGCCAACAACGACGUGCAGUUCAUGCGUGAGCUGCUGGCCCUGCGGGAGCGCGUCAACACCAUGUACUUUGCGCAGCGCUACCGCGUCGCCUGCCUCUCCUACAGGACGUAUCCGCUGCUACCGCAGUCGGAGGCCGCUGCGGCGGCGGCAGCAGCUGCCGCUGCGGCUGCCCGACAGCAGGAGGGCGGCGAGGCGGUGGAUCCCGCAACGGUGCCGCCGCCGCCGUCGCGGCCGCCCUGCAUGUGGAUGCUGCUGACGCCACUGCGCGCACCCCUGCCCCGCUUCGAGCAGGCCACGAGCGAGGUGGUGCUGCCGCUCUACAUCGACAACACGCUGCCGCAGUACGUCAUCCGCUCCGAGAUCUUUGACAAGGCCAGGGAGAAGGACUGGCAGCCCGGCGACCGCUGCCGCAUGUACGUGGGCGGCAAGCAGGGCGCCAAGGUCAGCGGCAGCUGGUACAAGGGCAAGAUCCUGCGCGUGGGGGCGCCCGCGGCGCCAGACCAGCAGGACUUUGACCCCUGGGAGAGCGUCAUCGUGGAGUGGGACAAGGCGGGCGUGGAAAACACGCAGGGCCGGGUGUGCCCCUGGGACAUCGAAGUGGACCCCGAGGCGGAGCGCCGGCUGGCGGAGGAGCGCAAGCGCGCUGCCGAGGCUGAGGCGGCCGCCGCUGCAGCCGCCGCGGCUGCUGCUGCCGCCCGCACGCAGCGUGUGGUGGCCAAGGAGCGUGUUGCCAAGCUGGUUCAGGAGAUGGGCGAGGAUGACGACGACGAGUAUGUGCCCAGCGAGCCCAGCGAUACGGACAGCGACGUGAGCGAGGGUGGCGGCGGACACCGCAGUCGGGGCAGGAAGCGCGGUGGCCGCGGUCGUGGCCGGCACGACGACCACUCGCAACAGCAGCAGCAACAGCAGCAGUCCCAGCAGCAGCAACAGCAGCCAGGGUACGGGGCUGUGCCGGCCAACAUGACGGCAUUGCAGGCGCAGCAGUUCAUGCAGCAGCGCCUGUUGCUGCAGUCGCAGGCGCGGUUGGCUGCCGGCAGUGGCGGCACGGGUGCGGCAAGCACGGCUGCUGCCGCACUGCUUGCUCAGCAGGUGCAGGCGCUGCAGGCUCAGAUCCAGCACCUGCCCGCGGCAACGCAGAUUCAGCUGCUGCAGCAAAUGGCGCAGCGUGGAGGUGCUCAGGCCGUCCUGGCGCAGCACUGCCUGGCGCUGCAGCAGCAGCAGCUCAUGCAGCAGCAACAACAACAGCAGCAGCAACAGCAACAACAGAGGCAGCAACAGGAGCAGCUGCUACUCCAGCAGCAACGCCAGCAACAGCUGCUGCUACAGCAGCAACAGCAGCAGCAACAACAACAGCAGCAGGCGGCCGCUGCGGCAUCUCUCCAGCAGCAGCAACAACAACAACAGCAGCAGGCCAUGGCGGCUGCGAACGAGGACGACAAUGGCCGGCCGGUGGCGCCUGACCUCAUGUCACCGCCGCUGCCGGCUCGCACCCCGGGCGGCCGCCGUGCAGUGCCGCACCAUUUGCUGCAGCUGCUGCCGCAGCGUGACACCUUCCACUACUUGAUCGUCAACUGGUACCGCCAGCGGAGUGUGCUGCGCUACCGGUUGCCGAACAUCGCGACCAAGGAUGUGGACUUGCACAAGCUCUUCGUGGAGGUCCACCUGCGCGGCGGCUACGAAGCCGUGGUGCUCAAGCAGCAGUGGUCCGACCUGUGUGUCAGCCAGAGCAUCCACCCGCAGCACCCCGCCAGCCAGUCGCAGCCCAACCUGCCCGCCGCGGCCGCCAUGCGCGCCACCUACGAGCGCUGCCUGCUGGACUUUGAGGACUACGUGACCAGCGGGCAGUUCGAGGCGGACGCGGCGGCGGGGCGGCUGCCGCCCAUGGAUCGCUUCCUGGACGUGCCGGGAGCAGUGCCGGCGGUGAAGCGCCAGGAGGUUCCCAUGGCCGCUCAGUACGGGGGCGCCAUGGGCGUCCCGCAGCACCAGCAGCAGCAGCAGGGCGCCAUGGCGGGCAUGGGCGGCAACGACCUGCGCAUGCAGCAGCUCCUGCUGCAGCAACAGCAGCAACAACAACAGCAGCAGCAGCAGGCGGGGCAGGGCAACGGAGCAGGCAUGGGCGUCAUGCACCACCAGGCCGGAGCCCAGGCGUUUGGAGGCGGUGGCGGCAUGAUGGGCUGGCAGCAGCAAGGCAUGGGCCGCCAGCCGGGCAUGCCCGGGUAACCCAUAUGUGCUGACCGCGGGAGCUGCUGCUGUGGCGGUUGGCUGCUGGCCGCGGAGUCGGCUGGGAUGUCGGCGAGGGUUGGAGGGCUGGCUGGCGCCCUGCGGGCAUGACGACGAUGUUUAUCCGAUACAGUGGCGAGAGCUUUGGUACUGUGUAGGGACGAAGGGAUGCUUUUGGGAGGCCAUGAGGUGUGUGGUUGCGGCAAAAGGGUGUUCGGGUUGGAAGGGACUGCGAUGUAGGGGUGCGCGUCCUGUGAGGCGAAGCGAGGUGACAGCGGGGAAAGGGUAACGGGGAGGGUCAAGUGUCGUGGUGAAAAAGAGCGCAUGGGGCAGCACCUUGUGUUGCCUUGCUACUGUUAAAUGUUUCCGGGCGGCUAAUGUCGGCUGCGUCCUUACGUAAACAUGGGUUUGGCAAGUGGGACGGUCCGCGUCUUCCUGUUUUCGCGCGUUUUGUGUGAGCCGCUGUAACGGCGGCGGUAGUAAGUUUAGGCUCCUGGGGGCGGUCGCUGGUUUCUGUUCCUGGAGCAUGGAGUUACUUGUGGGGGUCAAAGUAGGUAACUGACGUCAUUGUUGUUUAACGAAAGGUACCGCGCUUUGCAUCAAAUUGAAUGCGCCAUUCUGCGUUAGCGAGCAAAUAUAAUCAUAAGCGUAAUGUAAAUAACGGGGGUCCCGAA